Pichia membranifaciens NRRL Y-2026 is the source of this 1323-nucleotide messenger RNA. RefSeq lists its product as hypothetical. Bases 1 to 1323 code for a protein of 440 amino acids. Gene Ontology annotation, cellular component: clathrin vesicle coat; plasma membrane; endosome. Lineage: Eukaryota; Fungi; Ascomycota; Pichiomycetes; Pichiales; Pichiaceae. Gene Ontology annotation, molecular function: phospholipid binding; clathrin binding. Gene Ontology annotation, biological process: endocytosis; Golgi to endosome transport. The record is from RefSeq and is a predicted model, not a curated record. The transcript has a single exon.
AUGGACCAGCUAGGAAAGUCGAUGAACAACCUGUCCCUCUGGGAGGUGAAAUCCUAUGUGCGGAAGGCACAGAACGCUGUUUUGAACCUCUCGGACGUGGAGGCGAAAGUGAGAGAGGCGACGAACAACGAGCCGUGGGGGGCAUCCACCACGCUCAUGUCGGAGAUUGCGAGAGGGACGUUCAACUACAGAGACAGAGAGGAGAUCUGCAACAUGAUUUUCAGAAGAUUCACCGAGAAGUCUGCGCACGAGUGGAGACAGAUCUACAAGUCGUUGCAGUUGAUGGAGUACCUUGUGAAGAACGGGUCGGAGCGGUUUGUGGACGACGCCAGGGCGAACGUCAGCUUGGUGUCGAUGUUGAAGUCGUUCCACUACAUCGACUCCAAGGGCGUCGACCAGGGCAUCAACAUCCGCAACCGGGCCAAGGAAUUGACGAACCUGCUGAACGACGAGGUCAAGAUCAGACAGGAGAGAAAGAAGGCGAAGGACAACUCGAAGAAGUUUGACGCCAUCUCGUCGACCUCCGCCGGCAGCAGAAACCUCGCCAGAAGAGCCGCCGGGCCCGGCCGCAGAGUCUCCUCGGGAGCCGCCGAUUACGACGACGACGGCUACGAAAACAGGAUUUUCGGCGACGGCGGUGUCUUUGGCGAGAGGUUCGAGGAGCCUCGGGGCACCUCGAUUGCCCCCGGCGCGUUUGAGGAGUACGACGAAGGACAGCAUCACAGCAGCAGCAAUACCAACAGCAACAACAAUACCAGCAGAAAUGGCGGACACAGCAGGAUGAGCAAAGCAUCCGUCGAAGCAUCUAAGGUCAAUGCCCGUGGAAAUGCGGAUUUACUCGGUUUUGGAGACGACUUCGGCACAACCAACGGCGCAAACAACGGAGGGUUCCAUGACCACGCCGGCGCCGAGUACGAAAACGAGAACGACGACGACGACUUCGACGACUUCGACGACUUCCAGAGCGCCACCCCGGCCGCCAGCGCAGCUGCUCCAGCCAGCACCACCUCCAACUCAAACAACUUGUCCGACCUAUUGACCUCCUCCUACUCCACCAACACCAACACCAACUACGGCGCCUCCUCCACAUCCGCAUCCGCUCCUACACCAGCUAUCGGCCAGCCUAAGAAGAACGACGACAUCUUCGGCUCCCUGUUGAUGAGUGCGAAGCAGAACCAGACGUCCUCGAACAGACCAGCCGUCUCCAAGCCGUUGCCAACUCCGGCUGCAACUUCCUCCUUCAAAUACGCUGCAGCCACUCCGACACCAAAGCCCUCCACCAACAAUAACAACAAUGGUAUGGUUGAUCUUUUGGAUCUUUAG